Molecule: messenger RNA, 999 nt
Organism: Selaginella moellendorffii
Lineage: Eukaryota; Viridiplantae; Streptophyta; Lycopodiopsida; Selaginellales; Selaginellaceae
Product: RHOMBOID-like protein 10, chloroplastic
Exons: 11
Coding region: 153-866 (237 amino acids)
Cellular component (GO): chloroplast membrane
Molecular function (GO): serine-type endopeptidase activity
Source: RefSeq, a predicted model, not a curated record
GCAAGUUUUGGGGCCACCGGUGAAUCGCGCUCAGCAUUGUUUCAAGAUUCAUCAGAUUCACAUCCCCAAUGUCCAGGUUCAUUGCAAGUUACCCGCGGUCGCAUUGAAAACGCGAUUAAGCAUCAUUCUGAUCCGGGCUGUACGCAAAGGUAAUGCAUUCCCAGUACAGUCGCCUCUCCCAGGAAACCCCACCUGUACGGUUGUGGACGAAUGUGAUACUUGCAGCCAAUGUGAUAGCUUUCAUGGCGCAUAUUGUGAUCGGUACUGAAAACCGGCUUAUCCUCUGGGGAGCAAAGGUGAAUAACUUGAUUGCAAAAGGCCAGAUUUGGAGACUUCUUACGCCCGCCUUCCUUCACGUCAACUUGAUACACCUCCUGUUGAACUGCUACUCUGUACACUCCCUGGGUCCACAUUUGGAGUCACUGGGAGGAUCCAAGAGGUUCUUGGUGGUGUUUGCUGUUGCCGCUGUUACUACUUCUUGCCUGAGCUUCCUCAUGUGUAAGUCACCAGCAGUUGGCGCUUCAGGAGCGAUUUGUGGCCUGAUUGGAGCCCUUGCUGUCUACUCCUUCAGGCACAGGAAAUUGCUGAACAAGGCACAGGAAAAUUUGGGUCGAAUCUCACGCACCGUAGCUUUUAACAUGGUUCUUGGUUUGAUGUCACAUGAAGUGGACAACUGGGGACAUCUGGGAGGUUUUGUAGGUGGUGCUUUUGUAAGCUGGUUGAUAGGACCUGCAUUGAGGGCUGUUUGUAAAGGUACUAAAGUUGUGCUCGAAGAUCAUCCUCCAGCCAUUCAACUAUGGCGGUGCUGGUUGCGUUGGUUGCCUCGUCUUUCACUACGUCGUCCUUCAAACAAUAAUCAAUAUUAGGCCUUGGUCGGUCCAUGGUACGGCUCCAGCUUGCAGGCAACAGCAUUUCAGCUUAGCGAUAUGGAUUUUCCCGUCUUGAGAGUCAGACUUGUAUCUCGUGGGGGGUUUUAAACUCGGAUCCUCACAUUGACCA